GAUUCCUUUGUAGGGAUGGAGACUUCCCUGGUGAUUAAAAAUUCCCUGGGAUUGCAACCUCCAAGCCAGACAUUUUGUGUGACACAAACUCAAGAACUCCCCAAGUCCUGCAGUAGCAGAAAUAUUCAGAUACUUGAGAGUAACCCACCACCUGAACUUGGGAACAUUUCAGGGACAGCUCCAGUCCAGAGUGCCAGUAGUCUCCUGGCCCUGCCUCCAGCUCCAAGCCAGGGACAUAUAGAGAGUAACAACUUGGAGGAUAUUAAAACCAAGCUUUAAAAGCCUCUGGAUGCCUACCAGAUCCCAAGAGAAAACCAAGAGCCUCCACUAUUCCCUUUAGAAAUCCUUGAUAUUCACCAGCUCCUGGCCUGCACUGAUCCCCUCAGCCAAGAGGAGCAGCCUGGUUCUGAAAAUGCUGAUCUGGGAAAGAACAGCCUGAGUCUUGAGGACCUAGGGACACUUGAAAAUGGGGUGGAAUCUAGCAGUGGUUUUGCAGACAUUACUGCACUGGCGGAGGAUAUUCACCUUCCCCAGCUCUUUAAUUCUUUGAAAGAUCUUAAUCAAUCCAAAGGUCCCAACGUGAUCAAAGCCAAAGACACCAGAGACAUUAAUGUGAAUCAGGUGCAGGAAAAGCCAAGUGUCAUAAAGGUUCCCUUUGAUCAACCCAGGAAGAACAAACAUAAAGCCUCUGAGCCUAUCAGUGGUGCUCCCAAGGCCAAAAUCCAGCCCAAGAAUCCAGAGUGCCUGUUAGGGGGAGAAGUGGUUCUAUGCAAUGCUGCAGUCAGUGACAGGGCUCCUGUGAACAGGCCCAAGCAUUCUAAAGGCAAACAUCAGAAAGCUGCAUCCAGAAAGAUCAGCAAAACUAAGAGCCAUGGGCAGGAAAAGACCGAAAGGACCAGAGGAAGAAAGAAGAAUGAAGAGAAUAAGCAGUCAGGGAACAAAGUCAAGGCAGAAGAGAAGCCAACAAUUCCCAAGACGAAGCAAAAGAAACACCAAACUGAGCUUAUCCAACAGAGCUUUAAAAAGCCUCGGACCUCCCAAGGCAUGCACAUGCUGGAGUCUGUGAUGGUUUUUCAUGCACUGGGGAAGAAGACUGAUAAGAAAACUGGGCUCUCUUCCUGUCGGGUCUUGGGAAAUUCAAUCAACCCUAAAGACCCCCAGCCACCCCCAGCGAUCCAGCCAUGGCGGCAUACCCCACAUUAGGGUAAGAGUCCUGAGAAAACUCAAGGCAAAGCACAGAAACCAGAGAGCAGUGCUGAAAAAGAGUGUCCAUCUCCAUCCCAGUCUGAGCUGCUUCCUCCUGGGAAGGUCAACUUGAUACCUCUGCCUUUUUCUGCCUGGGACAAGCCUCAAGCUCGACUUGCUCCUCGGAGGCCACAGUCUCUGGCCUCACACCGGUCUGCUGGGGCUGACCGUACCCAGCCUGCUUCUACUAACUCGGCUCAACCUGCUGCAGUCAGUUCACCCCAGCCAGCUCCUCCCUCUUUGCCAGGUCCCGCCAAACCAGCUCAGCCAACUGUGACCAACCCAGCCCAACCGGGUUGGACCGACCAUACCCAGCCUAGUGUCCGUCAGUCUGCUGCUCCUAGGCCUGCACCCUACAAAACUUCAUCUUGCGCUUCUCUCCAGCGGGAGCCUGUUCCCCCUGCUGUGACUAAGCGCCAGUCCCCACCCAAGCUCCAAACCGCAUUUCUACUCCAAGACUUCAGCAAGCAACGAAUUCCAUGGAGGGAACCCAAUGUUCCUGAGCCAGUAAUGUCAAAGCCCAUGGAACAAGAGCAGAGGCCAGAGCGGGAGGCCAUGAGGAGGCGGGCUCAACAAGAACGUUAGAAUGCUGCCAAAUACACCUCUUUGGGGAAACUGCAAUUUUUCAUUUAGAGGGAAAAAGAAAUGGAAAUUACUGACUACUAUGGAUAUGUAAAGUAAGAGCUGCUAGGAUUGUCGGUGCCACCUUGGGUACCAGCUGUUUUUCCAUAUAUAGAUAAGAUAGGUAUAAAUUUCUCUAUUUAUUUUGAUAUAUUUUAAAACAAUAAAACAACAAAUAAAUGUAAUAGAUGAGUAAUAAACCUUUUGAAUUUUGAGAUGCUGCUAACUGUGGCAUGGUUUUUUGUUUUGUUUUGAUUUGUUUUUGAUGGGGUUGGAAUCAAAGUCUGCAUGAGAAAGGAAAGACUGAAAGUUGGAUGGGAGAAGGAAGGAAAGGGGUAUAAACUGAGGAAAGAGGAAGGAACUUGGCCCAGGGCUAGGAAAGCCAAAAGAGAUUUAUGGAUUUAUGAAAGGAAGCAUGAGUGAGAAAUGGCAGAAGUAAAAAGCAGGGUCAGAGGUCAGGGUUGAAAGACCAAAAUUUGAGUAGAGUUGAAGAUGACAGAAGAUGAGUCUAGGUUUACUAGGAGCAAUAGAAAAAGUCUCUUGGGGAGGUUGGCCUUAAGUCUCACAACCACCAGAUAGGUAUUGAAGAAAACAAGAGGUUCAGGACACAUCUCUGAAAGGUUUGAGUUGCCUUAUGCAGCUGUGAUUAUAGUGGGGGAAUAGGGAAAUCUACCAGAGAUGUGGCUAGGGCUCAGAGUUAUCCUAGGGGCAGCUGACGACAGGGGCAGAGCCAAGGGAACUGCUGCAUCAGGAGGCCCACCGAUAGGGCCUGGUAUGUAAAUCACCAUGUAC
Messenger RNA from Physeter macrocephalus (sperm whale), 2658 nucleotides. RefSeq lists its product as uncharacterized. NCBI's taxonomy places the organism in Eukaryota, Metazoa, Chordata, Mammalia, Artiodactyla, Physeteridae. The record is from RefSeq and is a predicted model, not a curated record. The transcript has a single exon.